GCUGCAGACUACUUUGGAUGGCGACGUUCCUACAAGGACUCGGACAACCCCAGACAGUCCGGUGGAGGCUCCUGCGCCGGCAGGGCUGAGUGCGAAGGAACGAGAAGUUCUGUCGGCGAUGCGAGACGCCAUGGUCCGCUUGGCGGAUCAGAAUAGCGAAUUGCUGUCUCAAAACGAGAUGUUGAGAGACCGGGUUUCCCGAUUGGAAGAUGAGCGCUCAACGAGUCAGGCUGCGUGGCAAUCGGCUGAGAGAGAUCGGGUAUAUUGGACACUGCCUGUGUUGGAUGACCCUUCUGCUCCGGAGGCGGCCACUAGAGCCGCGGACUGGCUUGAGCUUGUGCGACCUCUUAUGGCUGAUCUGUCUCAGGGCAGUGCCAGCUGGUGGCAGAGGGUAGAGUGGGAAGCAAGAUCAUUGUAUGCCAAGUGGACAGCCAUGAGUGCUAUUAAUCGGGGAUUGUUGAUUCCUACAAUGUCGUCUCAGCUUGCGGACAUUCGGUUCCAGAGAUUGGAGUCGAGGGCAUUCUCUAUGCUUCAAGCUGCCUUACCGAAGGCGGUAAAAGAUGAAUUGCUUGCUACUCGCACUCUUACAACUGUAUCCGCCAUUUUUGUGACCCUUAAGCUGUAUGCUCCUGGGGGUCUGGCUGAGAGAAAUGAGCUGUUGGACUCGUUGACAUCCUUAGGAGUGGCCAAGACAGCACAAGAUGCUGUGGCACAGAUCCGUAGAUGGAUCAUGCAGUCUGAGUGGGAAAUGAUUGCUGUGUCCGGGGCGAACGAGAAUAACAAAACCAAGUUGUCCAAAUUGGAUGCUGAGGUCCUUGAGGAGGCCCAGAAAUUGCUCAAGUCUCUGCGUAUUGCGUCCAUGAGUGUGCGAGAUGGUAGAGACUACUGGACGGAGGUGCAACUCAUGCACUUAGAACCGCUAGCCCUGAAGAAUGGGAUAAUGGAUGUGGCCGUUGUGAACUUGGAUGUCCUCUACGGGGGCAAUGUUCUGGAUGAAAGGGUUUAUGCUGCUGCCGCUGCUCUGUGCGGAACGGGAAAGGUGGAUGCGGUGAUCGGUGGGCCGCCCUGCUGUGCUAAUAGCAUUCUGCGUGAGAGGGGCUCCGGUUCAUGGCCUGAUGGCUCGGAUGGGGGGCCUAGACCUGUGCGUGGCAGAUCGGGACUUUUGAGGUUUGGGUUGCCUUCCAAUACAGAAGAAGAGCAAAAGAAAGUUGAUGAGCAUACCAUCCUGAUUUUUCGAUUUGUCACACUGCACCGUAUUGCGGACAGGUUCAAUCCCAAUGGAUCGUUGUGUGCCUUGGAGAACCCUGACGACCCCAUGAACUACCUCCCUGCGCAUAGGAAGCAUGACGAGAUUCCUAGUGUAUGGGCUUGGCCUGAGUUGUUGGGUAUCCUGAGUCCCUGCAAUGGCCCGCCUAAUUCGGAGAGCAGAGAAAUAACUCAAACCGCUGAUCCUGUUGAGUCACUCGAUCGGGAGUUCCAGACUCAAUGGUACCUGGCUCGAUUUGAUCAGGGCAUUCUAGGUCAUGUCAUCAGAAAGCCCUCUGCUGCCCUUACUAAUAGCUGGUAUCUGUAUCAGGAGCUUCAUGAACUGAGAGGCUCAGGAUACGGGGGAGCACUGACGACGACACCUCAGGACCUGGGAGAGCGGAUCAAGACCUCGGGAUACUGGGCCAAGUGGGCGCCUGGCCUUUGCUCCGCAGUAGGACGCGCCAUAGGUAAGUGGAUUGAAUCGACCAAGAGUCAGAGAGAAGAAGAACAGAGAGAGGGUAGGAUGAUGCUUCGUGCACUCACUCAGAGAGAGCGAGAGUUUCGGCGGCAGAAGCAUCAUGGGUCCAACACGUUCUGCCUCGCCAUGGACUUAGUUGGGUUCCUGAUCGCUUCAUUGACUGUUCCCCUCCCGGGGGUUUGGAGAGACAAGACGAUCAUGAUCGACCUGUUGGCGAUAACGCUCAUGAGAGUCAUGGACUUGAGGGGGAGCGCGCAGAAGAAGAAAGAGAGAGGGAAGAGGUUCGCUGUAGGAUGUGUGACGCUCUUAGAACCGCAGAUGGGCGAGACACUUGUGGUGACUGCGGGACGUGGCAAGGGCUAG
This is a messenger RNA of Symbiodinium pilosum, 2089 nucleotides long. The record is from the annotation of a GenBank genome assembly. NCBI's taxonomy places the organism in Eukaryota, Dinophyceae, Suessiales, Symbiodiniaceae.